Messenger RNA from Acanthopagrus latus (yellowfin seabream), 1895 nucleotides. RefSeq names its product transcriptional repressor scratch 1-like. Bases 437 to 1405 code for a protein of 322 amino acids. Lineage: Eukaryota; Metazoa; Chordata; Actinopteri; Spariformes; Sparidae. The record is from RefSeq and is a predicted model, not a curated record. The transcript has 2 exons. Gene Ontology annotation, molecular function: DNA-binding transcription factor activity, RNA polymerase II-specific; RNA polymerase II cis-regulatory region sequence-specific DNA binding. Gene Ontology annotation, biological process: regulation of DNA-templated transcription.
GUGGUAAUUUGAUGUGUGUCCCCGGGGAUGUUUGAUGGAUUAAUGCUAAGCAGCUCCCUCUUUUAAAGCACCACCUGAUCUUUGGGGCUCGUGCCCCACAUAUAAAAGGCUGCAGUAGUGCUGAGCUCAGCUAGUCCAGCCAUCUCUCUCUCUGCCUCUGUUUCUCCCUCGCCACUUUCUGUCUUCCUCUCCAUCCAUCCUGUCCUCUGCUUUCUCUCUCUCUCUGCUACUUUCACUACGUUUUCUUUCUGGCUUUAAACCUUUUCCAGGACAAAUUUUUCUAAUCUAUUUUUUUUUUUCAAUCCUCCGUUGUUUGGCCUGUUGGAGAAGGCCAUCUGGAAGCUCAGUACAUUUCUCCUCUUUCAUUUUUUAAUCAUCAGUCUGUUCACAUUCUUCUAUGAGGCUCUAGCAUCAGUUCUUUCAUCAAAGAAAAAAAAUGCCACGCUCCUUUUUGGUGAAGCAGCCGAAGGUUCAUGAUAUCUCCUCCUCCAACUACUACCAUCAGCACCAGCAGCACUGGGACGACUCUUAUACUGUGACACAUGCCAUCACAGAGUCAGCUACCAACUUGGCGGUGCGUUUGAGUGAAAAUGGCUACAUCCAUGAUUACAUCAUCCCAUCAGUGUUGCAGAGCACAAAGGAGCAGGGUCAUGAGCACACCGGGCUCUCAUCAGGGCCCCUGUACUCCCCAGGUGGCAGUGUCGGGGAGGAGUUUUCAGACCAUGAUAUGGAGCAUCCAGACAGCCCUGUCUCCAGCGGAACGGUUGAGUCAGACAAUAGCGGCCAUGAGUUAGAGACUUGCAGCAUUGACGCAUUUCUCAUCUCUGAUGGACGCUCCCGCCGCAGACCCAGUCAGAGGUGUCCCCGCAAGGGAGGUCGUCAGUUGGACAGCAGCGAGGAUGUGGUGCUGGCAGACUGCAGCCCUGCCAAAGUGAAAUCCAAAGGGCGUCACGUGUGUGGCGAGUGUGGCAAGUCUUAUGCCACGUCCUCCAACCUGAGCAGACACAAGCAGACUCAUCGUAGCCUGGACAGCCAGCAAGCCAGGAAAUGUCCCACCUGCCACAAGGUGUACGUGUCUAUGCCAGCGCUGGCCAUGCACAUGCUGACCCACGACCUGAAGCAUGAAUGCACGGUGUGCGGCAAAGCCUUCAGUAGACCAUGGCUGCUGCAGGGCCACAUGAGGUCCCACACUGGAGAGAAACCAUUUGCCUGUGCCCACUGUGGCAAAGCCUUUGCUGACCGCUCAAACCUGCGCGCCCACAUGCAGACACACUCCGCCUUCAAGCACUAUUCCUGCAACCGCUGCCACAAAAGCUUCGCACUCAAGUCAUACCUCAACAAGCACUAUGAGUCAGCCUGCUUCAAAGGAUACCAAGCAGAGGAUGACUGCAGCUCUGAGGACUGAUUGGGAAAUAUUCAUCUUUUUCAUUUCUAUUUAUAAACUUUUGAAUAGUUCAUACAAGCUUGAUGACUUCUCAGGCUUGUCACAUGCAUGCAUCAUAAUCCUGCCUUUUGAUAAGCAAUAACCUCUUAAAUUAUUCAGGAAUUAAGUAUGACAUUCAAGAAAAUCUCAGUGUUGAUCACAAAUGUAAAAUAUUUUAUAUUGUUUUUAUAAAUUGAAUUGCAAUAAUUUACAUGCCAGUAUUAUUUCAAAAAUGCCAACUAGCUCUUAAUUUACCUAAAAUGUUUCUUUUUUGUUAAAUAAUGUAUUUGUGUAUUUAUUAAUUUAUUUAACUAUUUAUUUGCCAAUUUUGCAAUAUUAUUUAUUUAUUAUUGGUUGAUGUAUUUGUGAAUUGAACAUGGGUUUAUUAGGAGCCAUUUAUUGGAUUUGUUGAAAACAAAAGCCAAAAUAUAUUCUGACACCAUAUAUUUCUCUGUCUGAUCAAUUUGGUGAU